AUGCCUACUUGUGUCGAGUUGAAUAAGAAAAUUGAAGAUUUGGAGGCACGGUUUAGUGAUAAUCUGAAUAAGCUUGUUGAACAGCUGGUUGUGAAAGUGCAAGUUAAGCUUCAGGAUGCGGGUCUAGAUGUCGGUGGCAUGAGAAAAGAGGUUUCUGAAAUGGCAGGUAGUCUUCAACUUCUGAAUGAUGUUGUUGAGAAAGCGCGUAGCCAACAGAUGGAACUAUUCACCUCAAACAAAGCCCUGAAAAUCGAAAAUGAGGCACUGAGGAAAAGAGUUGCAGAGCUCGAACAAUACUCCCGACUGAACAACGUCGAAAUCAAGGGGGUACCUUGCACCCAAGGCGAGGAUUGCGUCGCCGUAAUGGCCGCAAUUGGGGAAAAGGUCGACUGCCCCGUCUCACCCACCGAUCUAGACAUAGUUCAUCGUGUACCAACUAAAAAUGGCCACCAGAACAUCAUCGCCCGCUUUUGUUCCCGCGAUAAAAAGAAUGAGUUUGUCAAGAAAGCACGCAAGGCGCGUUUGAACACACGCGCACUGGGUUUCUCGGGGCAACAUAUGCAGUCUGUCUUCGUUAACGAACAUUUGUCUCCUGAAAACAAGCGGUUAUUUCUCAAGGCACUAACACUGAAGAAGGAAAAAGGUUGGCUCUUCCUUUGGACUGAUAACUGCCAUAUCAAAGCUCGCCAAAAUACUGCGAGCCGCGUCUUUCGCGUAGCGUCCGAUUCAGACCUUUCGAUUUUCACUUGA
Messenger RNA from Ixodes scapularis (black-legged tick), 750 nucleotides. RefSeq lists its product as uncharacterized. NCBI's taxonomy places the organism in Eukaryota, Metazoa, Arthropoda, Arachnida, Ixodida, Ixodidae. The transcript has a single exon. The coding region runs from base 1 to 750 and encodes 249 amino acids. The record is from RefSeq and is a predicted model, not a curated record.